Cuscuta campestris is the source of this 1791-nucleotide messenger RNA. The record is from the annotation of a GenBank genome assembly. NCBI's taxonomy places the organism in Eukaryota, Viridiplantae, Streptophyta, Magnoliopsida, Solanales, Convolvulaceae.
GUUCACUGUUUUGGCCUGAUUUAUUGAUCCGACCCGAAUUGUGUUCACCGCACUUCACCCAAGUAGAUUUUGAUUUUUGAUAAUACGACCUGAAUUUUUUUCUUCUCUCUCGCCAUCUGCAUCUACCCUGGUCUCCGUAAUCUGGAUAGUGGAUACCAUACCAUUUUUUCUCCAUUACUAACAAGCGACUAAUAAAGUUCCACGCUUUUACAGGUUCGAUAAUAUAGUUUUGUGAAGAUGAGGGGAGGAGGAAUGUGGAAACUCGGGCAAUCAAUCACUCGCCACUGCUUGCCCACCAUUGCGCGCAGAUGUUUUGCGUCAGAAGCCGCCGAUCUUCUCAAGAAAACCGCUCUGCACGACUUCCAUGUCCAAAACGGCGGCAAAAUGGUGCCAUUUGCAGGUUGGAGCAUGCCCAUUCAGUACAAGGACUCGAUCAUGGAGUCCACGGUGAACUGCAGGGAAAAUGGCAGUCUGUUUGAUGUUUCCCAUAUGUGCGGUCUGAGUCUGAAAGGGAAAGACUGCGUCCCGUUCUUGGAGAAGCUUGUCAUUGCUGAUGUGGCAGGACUUGAUCCGGGGACGGGAACUUUGACUGUUUUCACGAACGAGAAGGGUGGGGCCAUUGAUGAUUCUGUGAUUGCCAAGGUCAAUGAUGGUCAUAUAUAUCUUGUUGUGAAUGCCGGGUGCAGGGACAAGGAUCUUGCACACAUUGAAGAACAUAUGAAAGCUUAUGCGUCUAAGGGGGGCGACGUUUCUUGGCAAAUCCAUGAUGACCGGUCUCUCUUGGCCCUCCAGGGACCAGUUGCAGCCACAGUCCUUCAACAUUUGACAAAGGGAGAAGAUAUAAGCAAGAUGUACUUUGGCAACUUCAAGGUUUUGGAUAUCAAUGGGGUCUCAUGCUUCCUCACAAGAACCGGGUACACGGGGGAAGACGGGUUUGAAAUUUCCGUACCUUCGGAACAUGCAGUCGACCUUGCGAAAGCCAUUCUAGAAAGAUCCGAAGGGAAGGUGAGGCUAACAGGGCUGGGUGCCCGCGACAGCCUCAGGCUUGAAGCCGGCCUGUGCUUAUACGGCAAUGACAUGAACGAACACAUAACGCCCGUUGAGGCCGGGCUUACGUGGGCCAUAGGGAAGAGACGACGGGCCGAAGGAGGCUUCCUCGGGGCUGAGGUGAUCCUGAAACAAGUUGAAGAAGGCCCAAAAACCAGAAGAGUGGGCAUCGUGUCCUCCGGCCCACCAGCAAGAAGCCACAGUGAGAUCCAAGAAGAGAAAGGGCUUGAAAACAUUGGGGAAGUCACUAGCGGCGGGUUCAGUCCCUGUCUCAAGAAGAACAUCGCGAUGGGGUAUGUGAAAUCCGGUUUGCACAAAGCGGGCACCAAUGUGAAGAUUUUGGUUCGCGGGAAGUCCUAUGAUGGUGUAGUUACUAAAAUGCCCUUCGUCCCGACCAAGUACUAUAGGCCCUCAUCUUGAUCAUUUCCCCCUAUCCAUAAUUCUUUUCCCCCCAUUCUCUUAUAAUGCUUUCUUAUGAAAAUGAACAAAGCCUAAGCCUAAGACCCUUCCCUUUGUGUCUCCAUUUUUGCUUUGUUACAGCCAUGGUUUGAGCUCAGUGGCAGCAACUUCUUUAUGAUUCUCUUGGCUUGAUACCAAUAAUAAUAAUAAUUUGUUGUUGAUUUUUAUGUUCAUAUGGACAAAUAUGUUAUCAUUUGAAUAUGUAACAAGUUGUUUAUAUUGUUGAGAAAUUGAUAUGGUUCCUGUUUUCAAAAAAAAGUUGUCGGUUGCCAUAACUCCAAUUUU